Molecule: messenger RNA, 372 nt
Organism: Ostreococcus tauri
Lineage: Eukaryota; Viridiplantae; Chlorophyta; Mamiellophyceae; Mamiellales; Bathycoccaceae
Product: Nucleotide-binding, alpha-beta plait
Exons: 1
Coding region: 1-372 (123 amino acids)
Molecular function (GO): RNA binding
Source: RefSeq, a predicted model, not a curated record
AUGCUGCAGAACAGUACUAAAUCUCAGGACAGGGACGAAAACUUAGAAUGUAACUCGGGGAGACGUCUGUUUGUCGGAGGUUUGGCUCCAGACGUCACGGCGGCUGACCUGCGUAGACGGUUCGCGCCUUUUGGCGAGGUCCUGUGCGUAGAUUUAAUAUUGGAUAAGUGUGCGAUGAUGGGCGAAUCUCCUUGCAGAGGUUUUGCCUUCGUGGAGCUGAGGGUGUCUGAUGACGUCAAGUUAGGGAGGUGCAUUUCGACACUCAACCGUUGUACGUGGCGAGGACGAGAAAUGGUUGUAGCGCGUGCACAACCGUCGUAUAUGGAGCGUAUGAGACGAGAGGGUUUACUUUUGGGAGAAUGCACAACUUGA